AAGAUGAGUCAAGAGAUCUUCGGAAUUUGGAGAAGACAAGAGAAACUGCUGCAUUGUUCAUCACAUUUCGUCAAGGCUUUGCAAAUGCCUACAAAUCUUUUUUCAAGAUGUUUAAAACUAUCUGAGAUAUGGACGAACUGAUUCUAGAGGAAAGCAAUCAGAAGAAAUCUCAGAGAUUGUAUUGUGGUAUCUCCCGGCAAUCGAUUUUCAACUUCAUUGUUGUUGUUGGACUGCUUCUGUUGUGUUCUUCUGUAAUUUUCAAGUUCCAGCAAAUCGACAUCAAGCUGAAAGGACUUUCGUCUGAUUUCCAGACGCCAGAUCAGGAAAAAAAGUCCGAAGCACUGUCGCUGACUACUAGUUGUGACAUUCAAUGCGAACAGGGAGUACCAGGACCGCCCGGUCCACCUGGACCAAAGUGUGAACCAGGUGAACAGGGAGUACAGGGACCGCCCGGUCCGCCUGGCCCACCAGGUGAAAGGGGACAAAUUGGACCGCAAGGUGGAAGGGGACCAAAUGGACGGCAAGGUGCAUGGGGACCAAGUGGACCGAAAG
Anneissia japonica is the source of this 552-nucleotide messenger RNA. Its product is annotated as collagen alpha-1(XVII) chain-like. The annotation marks the transcript as partial. The transcript is spliced from 8 exons. The record is from RefSeq and is a predicted model, not a curated record. Lineage: Eukaryota; Metazoa; Echinodermata; Crinoidea; Comatulida; Comatulidae.